CAGGAGCCAUCAUGGGGAGAGCUCUGAUGCAAACCACCCUCUUUGGUCUGUUGCUGACUUUGGUCACCUCAUUACCAAAUAAAGAUGACUGAGACAUCUACAGCUUUCACAUCAACUCCACAGUGACCAGUCGUUACGCUACAACAGUCAUCACAAGCCGUGUGGCCAAUCGAAUGAACGAAUCCAAGGAAGUAGAAUUCCAAGUGCGGAUUCCCAAGAAUGCCUUCAUCAGUAAAUUCAGAAUGUGUGUGAAAUAUUUACGUAGGUUUACACAUGAACAAUAAAAGAGUACGAACUGCAAAUCCAUGCUCGGCCGAUGCAGCCUGUCAGCGACUUCUAGGUUGAUGUGUACAUUGAUGAAAAGGCCGGCAUCAGUUUCCUGGAGGUUAAAGGUGGACUAAGCACCAAAGCUCUGGCUAAUGCCAUCACCAAAACACUAACAGACAAACAGGUACAGCAGGAAGUGAUGGCAAAUCCUUACAGUAUGUUUAUUAGUUUGUUUCAUCCGGUUUACUGUGCAGUCAAUGUUGUGACUUCACGUAUUUCAGGCUUGAUAGAGACACACUUGUGAGAGGAAAAUUAAAUUAAAAUGUCUUUAAUGCUCAUAGAGUUUUAUUUUGAAACAUAACAAAUGUGUACCGUCCUAUGUAUGUAUGUUCUAAAUCUGUGCCCUAUUGUCAUCCAGUAAAAGCUGAAAUUGGCUUCACGCUCCCAAAGCAGUUUGGUAGAUUCUCUCUAAACUAGAACAUUUGCCAAAAUUUAGCUAAAAAUUGUCUGGACUAAAAUAUUUUUAAUAAAAUAUGUCGUUAUGGUACUGUAAAUAAAAAAAUAAAAAAGGUAAAUAAAAAUAUUUCACAUUGAUGUUUUGCAACACAACUGUAUGUUGCUCAGAGAAAAUAAUAUGCACCACAACAACAUGUUUAUGCUCUUUUUUUAUUAUCAAAUUUCUUAUCAAAGUUCUUUUACAGCCAUUAGAAUUGUUUUAGCAUUUAUGUACAAUUUUUUUAGGAAUUGGUGCUGGUGCUGGUAGUGCUGGAAGAGCAGGUACUGUAUUCUUUUUCUUUUAAUAUUCUUUUUAUGUACAGUAACUACACUAUAUGUCCUAAUGUUCCCUAGUUGAUACUAACUUAAAUGUAGCAAAGACCAUAUUAAGUCCCUAUUUACAAAAACAUAGCUGAAAUCACUAACAGUACGAAAAGUCAAGGUACCCGCACUUUCUUUCAUACAGGAGGUGUAAAUAGCGGAAAACCCAAAAAUGUUCUUGAGAUUUACAUUAGAAACACUUGUUUUAUGUCUUAUUAGAGCACAUCUCAUUAGUAUCAUUAACAAUAUUUAAACAGGUACAUUAAAAUUGUUACCAACUGUCAGGUUUUCGUUCUUGGUUUCAUUUUGAAAGGACUUUUCUGUUUUUGAUUCCAGUUUCCGGUUUUAUUUUGUAAGCACUUCCGUUUCUUGUCACACCACAGCAGUUCCCGCUUCACUCCCGGUCCUCAUUACACACACCUGUUUUGUAUCUGUAAUCAACUUCUUGCAUUUAACCACCACCUGUCGCCUUAGUUCUCCGCCAGAUCGUCGUACUUAUGUCAGUCAGUACCUACCAGCGUUUCACCGUCCUACCUGUUUGUGUCUCGACCCCGCUUCGUGUUCCUGACUCCCGAUUCCUGCCUGCUCCUUACCGGUACCGUAAACCUUAUCAAUCCUGUUGCCGAACCCUUGCCUGUCCCUGGACUUGUUUUUUGCCUGCGUCUGUUGUACCUCAACCUGAGAUAAAGUGUGUUUGACCUGGACCGUCUGUUAUAAGGAGUUCUGCAUUAAAAGCCGUAAAUUUCACCCUCUGUCUGACGUCUCGGUGCUGUGCACGUGGGACCGAUCUUUGCCAAAACCUGACAGAACGAUCUGGCCAGACUUGGACCCAGCCAGCACCCAGGGCUGUUACGUUUUUUCUUUUCCCUUUUUUUCUCUGUUUACGCGCCUCCGUGCAUAACCGUGCACCGGAGCGAUGGAGUUUGUUCCCUCGAGGUUACCGGAGGACGUUCGCGGCGAUUUCCAGCGGCUAGCAAAAGAAUACGCGGAGGCCGGCAGUGCCAAGGUUGGGCUCGGCAUUGUAGAUUUGGCCAUUGAGAUAAUGGAGGAAGAGUUCUGGUGGCGUGAGUACCCCGGAGUGCAGGCGUUCUCUGAGGGACUCCGGCUAAAGCGGAGGGACUUGACACGCGCACUGCGCGCAUCAUCUGGUCGCGUCUCCGCCGCCGCUCCUGUCGCCGCUCCUGUCGCCACUCCCGCGGCUCACGUUUUUGUUCCUGUUGCCGCUCCGGCGGUCCGCGUCUCCAAUCCUGUCGCCGCUCCAGCAGAUCGUGUUCCCGUUCCUGUCACCGCUCCAGCGCCUCCAGCCCAGGCUCCCAACGCCGCCGCCUCUGUUCGCCACUCGGACCCAGCUACAGAGACCCAGCCCCCGCCGCUCCCAGCGCCUCAGAUGACGGUCAGCCGCAGGCGUCCCAGAAGACGUCGGCGAGGGCAUGGUUCCGGGGUCCAGGGCCCAGAGACCUCGGUCGCGGUGACCGAGCAGCUCUCCUCUCCGGCAGAGGAUUCUCUUGGUUCCCCUACUGACUGUGUCGUGUCAAAUGCAGGCAUCCCCGAUAGUGUCACUCAACGAAUCCACCUCCACUGUUCUCCCCCGGUUGCGUUCCUCUUCGCUCCUCUCCGGCAGAGGAUUCCCUCGGUUCCCCUACUGACUGUGUCGUGUCAAUUGCAGGCAUCCCCGAUAGCGUCACUCAACGAAUCCACCUCCACUGUUCUCCCCCGGUUGCGUUCCUCUUCGCUCAUCUGAUGGACACGGCUGAUUCAGCAGCAGACCCGGGCACAAGGGACCAACUGUUUGAGGAGGCAGCUGCCCUCAUUCGGAGGGAACCUGCCCUGCGUGCGGCUCUGCAACUCCCAAGUCUGCAACCAGCAGCCACGCCUGAUCCCACGUCUCAGUCAGGUCAGUCAAGCCACGCUCAGUCUCCAGGCCUAGUUCAGCCAUGCUCUGUUCAGACUCCAGUCGCAGUUCAGUCGUCCCCCGUUCAGGUUCCAGCUCAGCCUUGCCAUGCUCAGGUCUCAGCCCAGCCGCGUUCUGCUCAAGUCUCAGCCCAGUCGUGUGCUGUUCAGUCUCCAGUCCAGCAGCGCGCCGUUCAGUCUCCAGUCCAGCAGCGCGCCGUUCAGUCUCCAGUCCAGCCGCGCGCCGUUCAGUCUCCAGUCCAGCCGCGCGCAGUUCAGUCUCCAGUCCAGUCGAGCCCAGUUCAGUCUCCAGUCCAGUCGAGCCCAGUUCAGUCUCCAGUCCAGUCGAGCCCAGUUCAGGUCCCAGUCCAGUCGAGCCCAGUCCAGGUCCCAGUCCAGUCGAGCCCAGUCCAGGUUCCAGUCCAGUCGAGCCCAGUCCACGUUCCAGUCCAGUCGAGCCUAGCCACGUUCCAGCCCAGUUGAGCCCAGUCCACGUUCCAGCCCAGUCGAGUCACGUCCAGGCCCCUGCUCAGUCGAGUCAUGUCCCAGUCCAGUCCAGUCACGUUCCUGUCCCAGUUCAGUCCAGUCACGCGCAGGUCUUGUCCCAGCCAGCCCAGAGGACACCACCUGUCGAACGGGUGCUAUGCACACCCGAUGAGGCCCGACAUCUGCUCCGUCGAGCUCGGCGGUUGCAAGCAGCCAAGCCGGCUCCAGAGUAGACGCCGUCUCAGUCGCUGCCGGCUCCAGUGAGGAGCCAGGGAGCAGCGCCGCCGUCUCCAGUGAGGAGCCAGGGAGCAGCACCGCCGGCUCCAGUGAGGAGCCAGGGAGCAGCACCGCCGGUUCCAGUGAGGAGCCAGGGAGCAGCGCCGCCGGCUCCAGUGAGGAGCCUGAGAGCAGCGCCGCCGGCUCCAGUGAGGAGCCUGAGAGCAGCGCCGCCGGCUCCAGUGAGGAGCCUGAGAGCAGCGCCGCCGGCUCCAGUGAGGAGCCUGAGAGCAGCGCCGCCGGCUCCAGUGAGGAGCCUGAGAGCAGCGCCGCCGGCUCUAGUGAGGAGCCUGAGAGCAGCAUCGCCGGCUCCAGUGAGGACGCCGUUCCUGUUCCCAUCGGCCAAAUAGAGGCCGUUCCAGUUCCUGUUCCCGUCAGCCAAGUAGACGCCGUUCCAGUUCCUGUUCCCGUCGGCCAAGUAGAGGCCGUUCCAGUUCCUGUUCCCGUCGGCCAAGUAGAGGCCGUUCCAGUUCCUGUUCCCGUCGGCCAUGUUGAGGCCGUUCCAGUUCCUGUUCCCGUCGGCCAUGUUGAGGCCGUUCCUGGGGGUCGUUCCCGUCGUAGUUCCUGCCGACCUCCAGGAGGGGGUCGUUCCGGUCGCAGCUCCCGCUUCGGUUUCUGGCAGCCCGGCUCCGGCCGCACCUGCAUCUGUUCCUGGCGGCCUGGCUCCGGCCGCAACUGCAUCUGUUUCUGGCGGCCCGGCUCCGGCCGAACCUGCAUCGGUUCCUGCCACGACGAUGGCGAAGCCUCUGCCGCCGUCGCCCACCAUGAUCCUGUGACUCUCCUGCCACCACCCUCGUUAGGGACCCCUGGACUCUGUUCUCCCGGUCAUGGACUUUCUGUUCGGUUUUGUGGACUUUCGAUUUGACCCUCCUCCGGUCCUCCCUCCGCCCACCCUGCUUGUUUGCCUUGGGGGGGAGGGAUUCGGUCCCUCCUCCUGUGACCGCCCUCCGCCCGCCCUGGUUUGGGUGGGGU
Betta splendens (Siamese fighting fish) is the source of this 4707-nucleotide messenger RNA. RefSeq lists its product as uncharacterized. The record is from RefSeq and is a predicted model, not a curated record. The transcript has 3 exons. Bases 2000 to 2824 code for a protein of 274 amino acids. Lineage: Eukaryota; Metazoa; Chordata; Actinopteri; Anabantiformes; Osphronemidae.